Molecule: messenger RNA, 342 nt
Organism: Sphaeroforma arctica JP610
Lineage: Eukaryota; Ichthyosporea; Ichthyophonida
Exons: 1
Coding region: 1-342 (113 amino acids)
Source: RefSeq, a predicted model, not a curated record
AUGGGGAUGGGAAUUGGAUGUGAAGGUGGGAGUAUAGUAGUAGGGAGGGCCAUGGGGGAAGGCACCGGAGAGAUGUUAGUCGGGAGGGUUGGCAUCGGAUCUAUGGGAAUUGGGGUAGGCGCCGGGGGUAUUGUGGUAGGCAUGGGGAUGGGGGUAGGCACUGGAGGCGUUGCCGUGGGUAGAGAGAUGGGGGUAGGUACUGGUGGAAUGGAAUGGGGCUGGGGAAAUAUAAUGGGAGUGGGAGGUGGAGGUAUGACUGGCGCCGGUAUAGUCGGAUGGCCGUGGGGUAGAACAAAGAGGAUUUCGAUGGCGAUGUGGUGUGAUGCAGUAGCCCAGUCCUAG